AAAAAGAGGAAAGUAUUUUUAUUGGAGGAGAACUAGGAUAUUGUUUUUAGAGAUUUAAUUUCUUAAAAAGACUGUGGCCAACAAACAGUAUGAAAUCAUCUAGACUAGGGUUAUUUUAAGUGUUGUGUGGAUUGUUUUGGUGGAUCAAUGCGGAUGAGGUUUAGAUUGAGGAAUGUGUUAAUUGUAACGCUAGUAGUCUGUUUUACGCCUCUGUUAUGGUUAUCUGUUUUCAGUAACAAUGGAACCAGUCCAUAUGAAGAGGCAAUGCAGAAACGAUUCGCUGAUUUGCGAGAUCGACUUCAGUUUGCCGAAUCGUUGAAUAGACAACGAGAAAAUGAUCUUUUUAUUUUACGUAAACAGUUCAACUAUUUGGUGGACCAAGUCGGUAGCAAUCGCACUUCUAAUAGUUCUGCAGUACAGAGAGUUCCUAAUAUCCAGCAGUAUCUGAACAAUUUUACGGGAUUAUCCAGUCAGGAUGGUUUAUUUCUGCCUGGUAUUUUAGCCUAUUUACCUCAUCUCUCUGGCCAUCCUGAGUUUACUCGACCAAGAUAUAAAUUAUCUGAAGGCAGUCGAAAUCAAGUUUCUGUUGUGUUUGGAAUACCAACGAUAAAACGGAGCAGCAUCAGCUAUCUAUCUAAAACCUUGCAUUCAUUGGUUGAUGGUUUGGACCAAACUGAGAAAGCAGAUUGUUUGAUAGUUGUGUUUAUAGCAGAGCCUUGGGAUGAAAAAUAUGUUGAAGAAGAAGGCAAAAGACUGAAAUCAGAAUUCCCAGAAGAAAUAAAGUCUGGAUUAAUAGAAGUGAUAGCACCACCUGCAGGGUUUUAUCCUAAUUUAAACAACUUAAAAGAAUCAUUUGGUGAUGAUAAACAACGAGUUAAAUGGAGAACGAAACAGAAUUUAGAUUUCUCGUUUUUAAUGCUUUAUGCAAAAAGUCGAGGGGUGUAUUACGUUCAGCUAGAAGACGAUGUUAUCAGUAAAUCUGGUUAUUUAUCAAUCAUCAAAUCAUUUACCUAUCAACAGAAAGAUAACACAUGGCUUUUAUUAGAGUUCUCUACCCUUGGUUUUAUAGGUAAAUUAUUCCGAUCAGCUGAUUUACCAACUGUGGUCGAGUUCUUUUUAAUGUUUUAUUCUGAUAAGCCCAUUGAUUGGUUACUCGAUCAUCUUAUAACAGUUAAAGUUUGUAAUCCAGAGAAAAAUCAGGCCCAUUGUUCACGAAUGAAGCUUGGAAUGAGAAAAAGAUUUAAACCGUCUUUAUUUCAACAUAUUGGUCUGAAAUCAUCUCUAGAUGGUAAAAUACAGAAAUUAAAGGAUCGAGCAUUUGGUAAAAAUGGAUUAUAUCGAGCCCACAUAAACCCUCCAGCUAAAUUAGCAACUUCUUUGAAAACUUACCAGACUUAUACGCUAGCUAAGGCUUAUGUUGGAGAGACAUUCUUUUGGUCAAUUGCACCUACUGAAGGUGACAUCAUAGACAUUAUACUGUCUCCACCUAUAUAUUUAGACAAAAUAUUAUUUCGAACUGGGAGUGAGACACACUUAGAUGAUCGUUUAAGAGAUGCCUCGGUACAGAUUCAAUUCGAAGAUGAGUUUGAUGGCCGGGUUGACUCAAGUCUUCCAAUUAAGGCUGGGGAUCGGGUUCCAGCACAAGGAUUCACCAUUAUUGCCUUAUUUGAUAAAAAUGGUCUUGGGGAGAGAACUCUUCCUUCAUCUACGGGUAAAAUAAAAACUGUUCGAAUUCAUUGUCAUAGCAACAGUGAUAAUUGGCUUGUGGUAAGCGAGAUUAUGAUAAAGCCACGAGAAGUAGUUAAAGUGUAAUAGGUGUAUUUAUUUAGGACCAUGGUGCUUUUUACAAGACAUUUUUAUUGUUUUAUCCAAAUGUCCAGACCGAAGACAUCUGUUAAAAAUAGCCUUUUGUUAUCAGCUUUUGGUAUUAAAUAUUUUCAUGGUUAAUACCAGGAAAUUUACAAUUGAAACUUACAUUAUUUUGAUAUUUUCUAGACUACAAUAAUUAUACUCUGCCUGUAUUUGUUUUAUAGAAGUUUUUAAUUUAUUGAAUUGCCGAUAAUUGUGUAAUAACUGGGGGAAAAGGGUAAUAUAGUUCUACUUGUUAUUGAGCUUGAUAUAAAAACUUUGACUUACACAACAACUAUACAUGUACAAAUAUUUAUUUUAUGUUUACUGUAGUAUACAAAGUGCUACAGUGAGUAUAGUACUCUUUUCUAGAGUGCCAAAUUUACCGAAUUGCCGAUAAUUGUGUAAUAACUGGGGAAAAAGGGUAAUACAGUUCUACUUGUUAUUGAGCUUGAUAUAAAAACUUUACUGAAAAGUUCACUCAAGCUCACAUUAUUAGAGACAUGUGGUUGUCCUGGACUCCUGGCAUAGACUAUAGAAUUGGUAUAGCCAUGAACUGGGAGUAGCAUAAAAUGGAAUUGGUUGGCCAUCGCCACCUGGCCUAUUGUUACUCUCAGGGCUGAGCUACCCCUAUACACCAAAUUUCAGACUCAGGACAGCCCUAGUCUAGCUACCAACCCUUAACAGACAGACAGACAAACGACAGUCACAAAUAUUAGUUAAGAUAAGAUUGUAAAACUUUAACAAAAACAACUAACUGCUUUCUACACAGCCUUUGAUAUAUCCCGUUGUAUUAAAGUUGAGGUUCAUUUGACAAAAUCAUGGGCAAAAUAAGAGCUGUGGCAUACAGACUAGAAGCACAGCACCGAAAAUUCUAGUCACAGAACAUCAAGUAAUCAUUGUUGAACAAUUUUUGAACAUAAAUCAAAUUCAAAUCUGAGAAAGUCACUUUUUGGUAUAAUUAACUAAAUAAUGUAGAAAUUUGGGUGGCCAGACCUGUGGCUCUACUAAAACACCUCACCCCUUCCCAUAUCGAUAAGUCCUGUACGCCUAUGCAUACAGACAAGCCAUGGAAAUAAGACACCUGUCACAGACAAUGUCAGGCACAAAUUCAGGCUUUGUCGAUCACAAAACCUCUAGUGCGAGUCAUUAUGUAUGCCACUGAUUUAUAUUUCUAUUAUUGAUAUUUAUAAUAAAUGUCUGUCAUAGAGUUCAAAAUGUCAGGUAGUAGUUUAUUAGUGUCUGAUAGUUUGUAAGGUACAACUGAAAGCGUUAUAUCCAGGCCUGAAUACCAGUACCAUUGUGUAAUCCUGAAUCACUGGGUUCCAACAUACUGUACUGUUAGGUCAAACAAGGAUUUUUUAAUUAUAUUUAUAGUUUUAAAUUCAUCAAUCCUGUUUCAUAUAAAGGUUAACAUGCUUUUGUUAGAACUUUUAUAUGGUUUCUGUGCUACAUGUAAAUCUUGAUAUUUGAAGGGGAAUAUUUCAUUGAUAUGAAAAUUUCUCCAUUAUUUUGAUAUUUAAAGAUGCAUCAUGUAAGAGCUAAAUCUGACUAUUGCGGAUCUUUCUUUUGGCCUCAAAUGUUAUAUAGAUUAUUAAUUGAUUGACAAGAUGACUCCAUAAUCAACUCUCUAGACUAUCAGAUGGUUGUGAUUUUGAAUGGUUUUAAACACGAUCGGCAUUUAAUAAUUUGAUUUAAAAAUGGAUAAUCGCGAGUUUGUUUAUUAUCGUAACAACAGUAGCAAUUAAAGUUGGGACAAGGCUAUUCUUCAAAUAUUCAUAUCUGUCAACUCUUUAUCUAAAACUUACAUAAUGCAUCUUCAAAAACCAAUAAUGUUUCUGUAUCAGUGACUGGCUUCCAAAAAAAAAAAAUGGUGAUUUAAAGCAGGAUUGAUUAUUGUUUUGGGGUUUUUUUUAAGGGGCUUUCUACAAAUAAACAAUGGCAAUUGUAAUCUUGCUUGCUUGUGCGAGAAUCCAGCCAAAUGUAAUCACAGAUUUUAAUAAUGUAAGCCCGGAUAUUAAUAAUGAAGUUUCAAAAUCAACGAAAUUUGAAUGUUUUGUAGUGUGUGGUAUAUUUUCAAUUGUUGUUUUAUAAGAAAUAGUAUUAUUUGUGUUGUCUGGUUGAUAUUGAUAUCAGUAACCUCAAACUGUCACAACAACUGUUCGUUUAAUCGUUCGUUCGUUUGUGGGGUUUUACGUCCACUUCCACCUUGGGUGAUAUCGCAGACAAACACAACUACCAACAUCUCUCCUCUUAUAUGUUUUUGAAAACUGUUGAGUAAUACUUAUUGAAUAGGGGCUAAAAUAAACAUCUUUUGGGAAAUGGUGUGCACUAUAAAGCAGCCAAUAUAUUUGUUCAAACGGCUGAUUGAACGGCGAGUAUAGUGUACCAGCUAAUGAAAGCCCACAAUACAGAUAAUUAAUAACAUGGGAUUAAUAACUUGGUUUGAUAAAAAUAUUAAAGUAGAUCGAAUAGAAUGUAACUUCUCUAUGACAGAGUUAAGGUUGCCACAACUCUAACCUUUAUGCUCAUUUGUUUGUGUUCAUAUAUAUAUUUAACCAGAUUUAAUAAUUGUUAUUUUAAGCAUUUUAAACCAUCUUAAUUAGCAUAUGAAAAUAAGUAAACUAGGAAAGACAAUGAAAAUUAGAAUUCUUAAGACUCUGUAAAUUAUUUGUUCUUUUAAAGAGUAUAGAUGAACAUUCCCCUCUUUGACUGUAGUCAACAGAACCAAUACUUUGUUUAGGAUAUCUGAAUAGAAUGGGGAACAUGCCUAGGAUAAUAUGUAAAACCCUGCUUCUUGAAGUUCCUCCACCUUUUCUCCUAAGUACAGGUUUUUGGGUUUAUCUUUUUACUUUCCAUGCAUGUGAGUUAAGAAUUCUAAUUUUCAGUUUCUUUUGACAUUAUAUGAUAUUAAGUAAUACACCUACAUUGUACACAAAUUAUAUAUACUGUACACAUACACCAUGUUGUUACUAAUACUGUUUUAUUUUCAUUUAGUUUUUAUUUUUGUUUCAUAUUUGCUUCAAAUUUCCUAUAUAUUCACUCAUGUUGGGUUUUUUUUAAAUUUAAUUUAAAGCAAGUAAUGAAUUAAUAUGUGUGGGACCAGUUGGUUAUAUCUGACGACCAGAUAAGAUUUAUUUCUUUAAGAAGAGUUUAUUGUACAUGUACUAGUGCUCGGUAUUGCUACUGCAGUCACAAUACUAUAUGUAUACUGAUUCAGGAUAUGCGAUACGAUUUGAAUCAAUAUUCAUAACCAGGUCAGUAUUUACCAAGUUAUUUUUAGUCCUGCUGACCGUGAAAAAAAUAAGACUGUUUGAUAUGAUAUUGAUGUGGAUAAAAUAAGGACCAAAACAAUUUAAGAGUGUUUGUGUACCUAUGGAUAAUGUGUGACAUUAAGAGUGACAGGUUAGUUACUGAGUGAAGCAACAAAAAAAACAUAAAAUUCAGCAUCAGCCAACAAAAAAAAAUAAAAAUACCCGUGCUUAUGUUUACUUGAGCACCCCCCAAUUUAUCUGUAGAAAACCACACCAAGUCCAAGUUAUAGGGCAGUGGGAAGUUUAGAGUUUGCGAUCUGGGCAAAAUUAAAAGGUAACAAUAAAAACAGGUAAUAUGCUCUUAGGUGGGGGUUUUUUUUUGGGGGGGGGGGGGGCUUUAUAUAGCAAUGAUUGUAUAUGAGUGUGGCUAUGGGUAUAGAUAUAAUUGUUAACAUAUGGUAUGGAGAAACGUAUGGUUUUCUAGUGUAAUACACAUACAUUAUUUAACAUAAUAAACAUGUGAAAAGUUGGGUUGCCUGGCAAUAAAGGUUGACACAACUAAUUUGCCUGAUCGGUCCAAUGUUCAAUCAGAAAAAAUAUGAUAAAGAUUGAAUUAAUACUUGACGCUAAAGAGCGCCCACAAUGGAAUUAUGGAAGGAUAGGGGCAACAAUGAUAGAAUAAACAUUUCCUUGCUGCAUUAUAAUUUAAAGGUUGUCUCCCACCCCAAACUUCCUCAUUAGUCUAGUCGGUGCAGAAAAGUAGGACGUUAAACCCCAUAUCAUUUGAUGUCAGUUAUCUCCCAAGGAAGUAUGGUAAACAAAUAUUGUUUAAAGUAUUAUGAAAGAGUUGGUGUAUAUUGAAUCAAGUGGUUAUUAUGUUGAAUAAAGUAUUGGUCAUCUGUUGUUUUGUAGUUUAUACAGAAAACGCUAAAAUAUCCAAAAAUAGAAAGUUUAGAAUCUACUGGUAGAAGUUAAGUAUCAAAGGAAUAUUAUGUAGUAAUAGAAUCUACUGCUAGAAGUUAAGUAUCAAAGGAAUAUUAUGUAGUAAAGUAAAAAUGAUAUUUGAUAUUUUAGUUAAGUACCAAAGGAAUGUACACUACAACUUGGGUAUCAUUUAGUUGUGUUGUUUUAGCAGGAGUUUCAGUAUUUAAAUGUUAAGUUUCAAACCACUAAGUCAAAUUGAAUUUUAUGUUGUAAAGUACAAAGGGAUAUUAUAUAGUUAUGUACAAGUGGACAAUUAUGUAGUAAAGUAGAACAGGAGUGGAAUGAAUGUAAAUUAUGUUGUGUUAGGUGGUAUUGUAAAAUGAGAAAGCUGUAUGUAAUGGUUGUUUUGGUUGAAUUUUAAACUAAUGUAGAGAAGGCUAAAUUAAAUUCAUGUUUUUGUGACAGUCAUUGCCUGAUUAUAGACUUGUUUUGUGUAGUAUUGUUAAAAUAUCUACUAAAACACAGAGGUCAUCCUUUGAUGUAGACAUUGGUGCCAAUCUACCAAUCAUUCAUUAUUUACACCAGAUAUAAUAUUGGACUUGUGUGACGAUUUCAUUGAAAUUCACAUGCAUGAUAGUGUCUGUAUUUGAAGUUGUUUGAUAGUCUCAGCAAGCCAUUAUGAUGGUCUCAGCAAGCCAUUGGGUAAUAUAUUCAUUAUUGAUACAGCACUUAGGCUGACACCCUCGUCCAGUAUCAAUAUAUUGAUAUAUCACUCUUGACCACUAAACCACACAUAUAGAUUGCAAAUAAUAUAUACAUUUUUAAGACAAACAUUUGUUAAUGUGAAUUUGGUGGGUUUGUGUCUCAUGAAAUUAUAUACUGUAUUUGCAUACCAUGAAUGUAUUAUUAUUGUUAGUCCGAGAUGCCAAUGAGCCUAGAUAGCAUGUAUAAAUUAUAUAUAGUAUAUUAUAUAUUUUUGUAGGAUGUGUUUGUUGUAAAUCAUAUAUUGAUUGUUAUUGAUUAAAUCGUCUCAUGCGUUAAAUGUGGAUAUAUGACACUAAAUGUUUUGAUACUCUGUAAAAUUUUCAAAGUUAUUCUGUGCAUUAUCUAAAGCUGUGGAGAUUGAUAUUUCCAAUGAAGAACUGUACUGGAUAACUUUACUGCAAGUUAUCCAGUGACGAAACAUGUACAGGAUACUUUAACAAGUUAUCCAGUGACAAAACAUGUACAGGAUAACUUAACAUUUUGCAAGUUAUUUGGUGACGAAACAUUUGCUGGAUAACUUAACAUUUUGCAAGUUAUCCAGUGACAGGUACUGGAUAACCUAAUAUUUUGCAUGUUAUCCAAUGACGAUACAUGUUCUGGAUAACCUCAUAUUUUGCAAGUUAUCCAGUAACAAAACGUGUACUAGAUAAUAUGAAAACAUUAAGUUAUUCUGUGUAUUUUUGAAUAUGCUGAUAUGUGCUUCCUUGUAUUCAGUGUCAUAGGAUGUUCACUUAUUUUGCUAGUACUAGAUUGUUAUAAGACUUUUAUUAUAUAAAUAUAUAUUUGGAAUGUUCAUUAAUUAUGGAAAGACAAUUAUAUUUAACUGGAAACAACACCUCCAUACAGUUUGUGUUAUUAGUCAUUUAGAAAGUUUUCCCAUUACUUUUUUUAUUGCAGCUUUACAGUGGUGCUAUGGGAAAAUAUGGAGAUAUUCUCUUAUAUUUUGUAUAAAUUAUUUGGAAUUUUUUCAAAACUUUUUCAAAGUGCCAUUUAUCACAAAGCUUGUGUAGAAAUUUGCAGUUUUAACAAAUUUUGCUAAGUUUGGACUUUAUUUCUAAUACAUUUCAAAUCAUGCUAUCUAUAUCAAGUAUUUAUAUUGUUAAGAUUUUGUUGUCUUGUUAUUUGUCCUAGUCAAUGCUCUCAUUUUCAUCAUAUUUGUUGGAAUGGCAGUAAAAUUGAUAAGAUGACAUUAAUCCCCAAUUAAUUCAUUCAUUCUUUUGGGAAUAAUAGCUCAGAAAUGCACAAAGAUUAAUUAAUUUGUAUUUUCUUUUGUGUUAAACAUUUAAAAUCACGAUGAAGAAGUAAUAAAACCUUCUGGUAAAUUCUGGACUACAAAAUUUGUAUUUUCUUCUUAGCUAAACAUGAAUAUAAUGGCCUACACAUUUAUAACAAUUAUAAAGAAAAAAAAAAUUCUAUUAAAUUCUGGAUUAAUAAAAUACACAAUAAAUUGGACUAGCAAAAUAUUGAAUUCUGAGUUUUUGUUACAACUGUUAUGAUUUUUUAAAAUAAAAAAAUAAAAAAGUAGGGACAUAUGUAAAAUAUGAUUGACUAUAUACAACUUUUUAAAAUGAUUUAUGUUUUUAUGUCAUCUUUUAAUUGUAUAUUUGAUAUAUUGUUUUUGUUCAUUUACCUGUAAGCUCCUAUCAAUCAGGUUUGUCUUAAAGAUUUAUUGUUUUAGAGCUAAAUCUGACUAUUGCAGAUCUUUUGUUUGGCCUUAAAUGUUAUAUAAAUUAGUAUUUAGACAUUUAUUCACAUGCCAAGGCCAUAAUCAACUCUUUAGAUCAUCAGAUGGUUGUGAUUUAAAUGAAUUGAAACAUGUUCACAAUUUAUUGAUUUUGGCUUUGUCUCAAUGAACAAAUACUGUUGCUAUGAUAAUAUACAUCUUAUCAAAGCUUCAAACAGUGAUAAUUUCGCACAGUAUAAAGUAACUGGAAUGAAAUUUUCAAUAUAUUCAUUUUGCAUUAUCUAUUUUUGAACUAUUAUGUAGCAAUAACGGCCAGCGCUUUAUUUAAAUCUUACAUAUUGCAUUAUUAAUCAUUAAAGCUAAUGUUAUAUUAGACCUCAAGGUUAAUACUUACAAUACUUGCCAUUGUUUAUCUUGCUAUAUUGAAAUACCAUACCCAUGUAACUUAAUCAUGUCCAAUUAACUAUAAUUAUAUUGGUUCAUGGAGCAAUCAAAUUAUGAUUAAAUAUUCAAUUUGAUUUUAUAUGUAUGCAUGAAGGUUUUCGGACAAAUUUUGGACAUGACUGCAAUUUAGAGCUACAUUGAGCUAUCAAAUGAUAAUUAAACUUUAAUUUGAUUGUAUAUGCAUGCCAGUUUGCUGACCAAAUUUAGACAUGAUAGCUAUGAAGACUGGCAUGAUUUGGUAAUUAGAAAGUGUGAUGUGUAUUUGUUAAAUAUAUAGAUAUACCAUAGUUACCGGUAUUAAACAUAUUGCUCAGUUUCUAGUGUACCAUGUAAUUAUAUGCUAUAUAGAGAUAUUAAAUAUAUUAUUUGUAUAACAUAUCUAAUCAAGAGAUUUAAUAUAAUAAAAUAUUGCACAGUUUUGUAAAUACUGAA
Molecule: messenger RNA, 9351 nt
Organism: Patella vulgata (common limpet)
Lineage: Eukaryota; Metazoa; Mollusca; Gastropoda; Patellidae
Product: alpha-1,3-mannosyl-glycoprotein 4-beta-N-acetylglucosaminyltransferase A
Exons: 14
Coding region: 148-1812 (554 amino acids)
Biological process (GO): protein N-linked glycosylation
Cellular component (GO): endoplasmic reticulum; Golgi stack; endoplasmic reticulum-Golgi intermediate compartment
Molecular function (GO): acetylglucosaminyltransferase activity
Source: RefSeq, a predicted model, not a curated record